AUGGCUUCUUCUAGGGUUUCUCAUGAGGUUGGGAAGCCUUCCGAUUGGGAGAAUAUUGAGUACGUCCCAGCGGUUAAUAAUAAUUUUGAUUGUAAUAUCUGCUUUGAACCCGAGGCUGCACACCAGUGGUUUGACAUCAAAAAUUGCAGCCAUGGUUAUUGUACGGAGUGCAUGGUCAAUUACGUGGUCUCCAAUCUUCAAGAGAAAGUCACAACCAUUCGGUGCCCUGAUCCUGACUGCGCAUCAGGAUGGAUAGAGCCCGAGGAUUGUGACUGGAUACUUCCCCAAGAAGUGUAUGAGAGGUGGGAAAGUGCGCUUUGUGAGGCUGCGAUCCCCAGCUCUCAAAAGUUUUACUGUCCCUUUAGUGAUUGCUCUGAGAUGUUGAUUAUUGAUGAUAAUGGGAGUGAGCUUGUGCGGCAGUCUCAGUGCCCGCAUUGUCGAAGGCUCUUCUGCGCGCAGUGUAAGGUUGCUUGGCACGCGGAGAUGGAGUGCUGGGAGUUUCAGGAGUUGAAUGACGAUGAGAGGGGAAGGCAAGACAUCCAGUUAAGGAACCUCGCAAACAUGGAGGGUUGGAAGAGAUGUCCCAACUGUAAGUUUUAUGUGGAAAAGAAGACCGGUUGCAAUGUCAUGAAAUGCAGGUGUAGAGCUACUUUUUGCUAUAGAUGUGGCCAGAGUUUAAGCUUGCCUAAAAACCAACGUCACUAUUGUUCCUAUUGUACGGGUUGA
Prunus mume (Japanese apricot) is the source of this 726-nucleotide messenger RNA. NCBI's taxonomy places the organism in Eukaryota, Viridiplantae, Streptophyta, Magnoliopsida, Rosales, Rosaceae. The record is from RefSeq and is a predicted model, not a curated record.